Molecule: messenger RNA, 1779 nt
Organism: Aspergillus campestris IBT 28561
Lineage: Eukaryota; Fungi; Ascomycota; Eurotiomycetes; Eurotiales; Aspergillaceae
Product: nucleobase:cation symporter-2 family protein
Exons: 5
Coding region: 1-1779 (592 amino acids)
Biological process (GO): transmembrane transport; xanthine transport
Cellular component (GO): membrane; fungal-type vacuole
Molecular function (GO): xanthine transmembrane transporter activity
Source: RefSeq, a predicted model, not a curated record
AUGGAUGGCCCCGACCAGAUCGGCCCGGACUAUCGUCCUAGGCGGACCAUGGCCGACCAGUUUCGCCGAUUCGUCAGGACCUUUACCACUCGCGAAGGCUUAAUUGGAGAUUACGAUUAUGCGUUCCUCUUCACGCCCCAGAUUCCCUUCAUAAACAAGACGCGGAGGUCGUCGCCCUUUUUCGGCCUGGAAGAUAAGAUGCCCGUCUUGCUGGCCUUGAUUCUGGGCCUGCAACAUUCCCUCGCGAUGUUGGCCGGAGUCAUCGCCCCUCCUAUUCUACUAGGUGGAUCCGCCGGUGCCCAUUUCGAUUCCGCGGACUACCAAUACCUCGUUUCCACCUCGCUCAUCGUCUCCGGCUUUCUGUCGGCCCUGCAGAUGGCCCGGCUCCACGUCUACAAGACGCGCUACUACGUCGGCACCGGUCUCAUCUCCGUCGUGGGCACCUCGUUCGCCACCAUCACGGUCGCCACGGGCACGUUCAACCAGAUGUACACCAGCGGGUACUGUCCAACGGAUGCCGAUGGGAACCGUCUCGCCUGUCCGCAGGGAUAUGGCGCCCUGUUGGGCACGUCGUGCCUGUGCUCCCUGCUGGAGAUCGGCCUCUCCUUUCUGAGUCCCCGCAUCCUGAAGCGCAUCUUCCCGCCGCUGGUGACCGGUCCCACGGUCCUGCUGAUCGGCGCCAGUCUCAUCGAGAGCGGCAUGAAGGACUGGGCCGGCGGCUCCGGCAGCUGCGGCAUGAACCCGUCCGCCCGCGCCCUGUGCCCUACCCCCGACGCGCCGCAUGCGCUGCCGUGGGGCAGCCCCGAGUUCAUCGGACUGGGCUUUCUCGUCUUCGUGACCAUCAUUCUCUGCGAGCGGUUCGGGUCGCCGAUCAUGAAGUCCUGCGCCGUCGUCGUGGGCCUGCUGGUCGGGUGCAUCGUCGCCGCCGCCUGCGGCUACUUUGACCGCUCGGGUAUCGACGCGGCCCCGGUGGCGUCCUUCAUCUGGGUGCGAACGUUCCCGCUCAAGAUCUACGCGCCGCUCAUCCUGCCCUUACUCGCCGUCUACAUCGUGGUCAUGAUGGAGUCGAUCGGCGAUAUCACCGCCACCUGCGACGUGUCCCAGGUGCAGGUCCAAGGGCCCACAUUCGAUUCCCGCAUUCAAGGAGGUGUCUUGGGCAAUGGUAUUACGUGUCUGCUGGCCGGACUCUGCACCAUCACGCCCAUGUCUGUAUUUGCACAGAACAACGGCGUCAUCGCCCUCACCAAAUGCGCGAACCGCAAAGCCGGCUACUGCUGCUGCUUCUUCCUCGUAAUAAUGGGGAUCUUCGCCAAAUUCGCCGCCGCCCUAGUCGCCAUCCCGAGCUCCGUCCUCGGCGGCAUGACCACCUUCCUCUUCUCCUCCGUCGCCAUCUCCGGCGUGCGCAUCAUCUCCAAGAUCCCAUUCACGCGACGCAACCGGUUCAUCCUGACAGCGUCGUUCGCGCUCGGCAUGGCCGCCACGCUGGUGCCGGAGUGGUUCCAGUUUUUCUUCACGUACAGCGGCGAUAACCACGCGCUGCAGGGUCUGCUGGACGCGGUCGUGCUCGUCAUGACGAAUGGCUUCGCUGUUGCUGCUGUGGGGGGGUUGGUGCUGAAUCUGCUACUGCCGGAGGAUCCGGAGGAAGAGGCGCAAGUUAUGGAUGGGCGGGAGAAUCGGGGUGAGGAUGAGGGUGAGGGUGAGGGGUCCAACCAGAGCAAGAAGAAUGAUAAACCCGAAUCCUCUUCCACGAAUCCUCCUCAAAACAGCCCGGCCCGGUAA